Messenger RNA from Fusarium musae, 465 nucleotides. RefSeq lists its product as uncharacterized. Lineage: Eukaryota; Fungi; Ascomycota; Sordariomycetes; Hypocreales; Nectriaceae. Gene Ontology annotation, cellular component: nucleus; cytoplasm. Gene Ontology annotation, molecular function: protein tyrosine phosphatase activity. The coding region runs from base 1 to 465 and encodes 154 amino acids. The transcript has 3 exons. The record is from RefSeq and is a predicted model, not a curated record.
AUGGCCUCUGCUGACGCCGCGACGCCCUGGCAUGCUGCAUACCCUCCUCCACUCAACAAGACGCCCACAGCCAUGACACGCCAAGCGCUAUUAGAGAUGAUGAAGGACAGCAAGAAUAUCGCCGGCAAGAAUUACAUUCUCAUUGAUCUCCGCCGAACAGAUCACGAGGGCGGUACCAUUCGCGGAUCCAUCAAUCUGCCGGCACAGAGCCUCUACCCGACUAUAAAGACGCUGUACAGUCUGUUUAAGGCGGCGGGAGUUCAAAAAAUCAUAUGGUACUGCUCAUCCUCUCGCGGCCGGGGCUCAUGGGCAGCUGGAUGGCUUAAGGACCAUCUCGACGAGCAAGGCGAUAGCCAUAUGGAAAGCGUGAUUCUAUUCGAAGGCAUUACCGGCUGGGCCAAAGCCGGUGGCGAGUUCGUGGAGUGGAUGGAUGAGUACGACGCGACUGUUUGGCAUAGCAAAUAG